Molecule: messenger RNA, 1960 nt
Organism: Python bivittatus (Burmese python)
Lineage: Eukaryota; Metazoa; Chordata; Lepidosauria; Squamata; Pythonidae
Gene: NEIL1
Product: nei like DNA glycosylase 1
Biological process (GO): base-excision repair
Cellular component (GO): nucleus
Molecular function (GO): damaged DNA binding; DNA-(apurinic or apyrimidinic site) endonuclease activity; DNA N-glycosylase activity
Source: RefSeq, a predicted model, not a curated record
CCGAGGGCGGCGGACAGUCGAGAGCGAGCGCGGAGCUGCUGAGCAGAAGCGCUGGUGGAGGCAGGCAGGCUGUGGCUGGGAGCGCUGAGUGGUGCCAUUUCUCUGCCCUCUGCCACCCCCACAGUUUGGGCUCAGGAUGCCAGAAGGCCCAGAGCUCUUUCUAGCCUGCAGAUACAUCAACUCAGAGUGUGCCGGAAUUACAUUUACAGGGAAGGUAGAAAAAUCAGAAGUUAGCAAGAAUCCGGAGGUGCCUUUUGAGAGCAAAGGAUACCUGAUCUUGGCUGUGUCACGGGGCAAAGAGCUGAAGCUCGCUCUGACACCCAUCAAACAGGAGAGCUCUACCGCGAAACGGCUGGGAUCUCAGCGUCCGAUGGAUGUAGUUUUCCGUUUUGGCAUGAGUGGGAAUUUCAAGCUGGCCCCGGUUUCUGACAUGCCCAAACAUGCCCACUUGCGUUUCUAUACCCGAGAGACGCCACCCCGAGCCCUCUGCUACGUGGACGUCCGGCGUUUUGGCAGGUGGGAGGUGAAUGGCACCUGGCAGCCAGACCGGGGGCCCUGCGUGAUGCUGGAGUAUGAAAAAUUCAGGGACAACAUCCUGAGGAAUCUCUCUGACAAGGCCUUCGAUAAACCCAUCUGUGAGGCUCUGCUAAACCAGAAGUUUUUCAAUGGGAUUGGCAACUACCUUCGGGCUGAAAUUCUUUACCGAUCAAAGGUCCCUCCCUUUGAGAAGGCACGGACAGUUCUGGAGGACCUGCAGCGUGGGAUGCAGGUUUCCGGCACAACCCUGAGCAAGAAAGUGAAGCUGAAACGAGAGAAUCCCGACUUGCUGGAGCUCUGUCACACGCUGCCCAUGGAGGUCGUGAAUCUAGGAGGUGGCAAAGGCUACGACCCCACCAACCAGGAGGAUUCUGCAGGCUUUGAAGAAUGGCUGCACUGUUACUCUGCCCCAGGCAUGAAAUCCAUGCGCGAUACCAAUGGCAGGACCAUCUGGUUCCAGGGAGACCCUGGACCCAUGACUCCGAAAGGAGGGAAAUCACAGAAAAAGAAGGUUCAAGUAAAUUCUAAUCCAGCUGCACAGAGUUCAAGGGUCACCAAGCAGUUGGCGAGGAAGAAUUCCAACCCUGGUCCUGCUCAGAAAGGACUUAAGGAGAAAAGGAAACUUAGAACAGAGAGUGGAAUUGUCCAAGAAAAGGAGGAUGGCAGUUUGGUAAACGGAGCCAGGAGACCAAGGACCAGAUCUCAGAGAUCAUCUUCUGAUCUGCAAGAGUCUUUGCUGCUAAGUUCUCCAGCUCAAGCGAAGAAGAGGCGAACACCGACUCAGAAAAAACAGACUAAGGCAGCUGCAGUCUCAAGAUCUAGACGGGUAAAGGCUUCCUAACCCUUCUCAGUGCAGAAUGAUCAUCGCACAAGCUUCAUGCAGGACUUCAUGCUCCAGCGGAGGAGACAAGUGCAUCUUUUUGACCCAAGAGUAGCAACUGAAGAACGCUUGUCAGAAAAUCUUUUCCUGCUUCCUCAUUUACCAACGUUUAAGCGUAUGAUUACCCACAGACUUCUCUGAUAGUACUUACACUGUUUUUAAAAACCUGCACCCUUAGACAAAAAUGUCUUUGGUUCCAAACUGUCCUGGCAGGAGGAACUGGAAAACAGUCUGGUGAUUUGAAUAGUUGCUCCCUCUCAAAUGCCUUCUUAUGGAAAGAAGACUUGCACAGUCCAGGGAGCUUUCGGAACAAAAGUUCUGGGCAGCAAGUGAAUAAGAUUUAAUCUGUGUAUUUAUCUCCCUAAACUUUCAACAGUUAAUCAAAUGCUUUGCCUUCCUUUUUUAACAGCGUGUUUUUUUUAAAAAACUGCUUUUUUAUACCAAUAAAAAAGGCCCUGCUUUAUUCUUUUACAUAAUUUUAUUCAAGAUUUUUUUUUAAAAAAGGUAAAAACUAAUAUAAAGUGAGAAAAAGAAAAGAAUCAA